Brachypodium distachyon (stiff brome) is the source of this 2354-nucleotide messenger RNA. Its product is annotated as F-box/LRR-repeat protein 17. Lineage: Eukaryota; Viridiplantae; Streptophyta; Magnoliopsida; Poales; Poaceae. Bases 145 to 1761 code for a protein of 538 amino acids. The transcript has 11 exons. Gene Ontology annotation, molecular function: protein binding. The record is from RefSeq and is a predicted model, not a curated record.
CUCAUCUGGUCCGGCCGGGUCUCCUCUCGCGUCCCCAAAAAAUGGCGCCAAUCCCUCCCCAAUCUCCCGCCCCACCCUCCCACUAUUUCCCCAUCCACCCGCUGCCCUAACCGCGCCGGGGGUCUCUCCCAAACCCUAACCCCCAUGGCCUCGCUGCCCACCAAGCCGCCCCCGCCGCCGCGUCCCAAGACGCGGGGCAGCUACAAUUGCGGCCGAUGCGGCCUUCCCAAGAAGGGACAUGUCUGCAACCUCCCGUCCCCCGCCGACGGGGGGGCGCCCACCCCGUCGCCCUCCUCCUCCGGAGCAGCCAGCGGGGAGAACAGGCUCCGCCGCGCCCUCUCCUUCGACGACGCGGCGACGCCGACCUCGCCGGAGAAGAAGCCCAGGGCGGCGGGGGACGAGGAGGAGGCCGAUGAAGCCGAUGGCCAGAUGGAGGAGGACGAGGAGAGGAUGGAGCUGGGCGGGAGGGCGUGGCCCAGGGAGCUCGUGGCGGACGUGCUCCGGCGGCUGGGGCCCAGGGGCGUCAUGGCCGCUGCGGCGGUCAGCCGCGGCUGGCGCGACUGCGCCGGCCGGGUCUGGCGGGCCACCGAGGAGCUCCGCCUGCGAGCGGUCGGUGUGGGCCUCCUGGGCGCGCUGCUUCCGCGGUGCACCGCCCUCUCGCGCCUCGUGCUCCGCAUGGAAAGUGAUGUUGAUGCUGCUAUGCUCGCAUGUCUUGCAUUUUCUUGCUCAAGUUUAGAAACUCUGGAGAUCACCAUGGCUGACAAGGCAGUCAACAGGAUGACUGGAGAGGAGCUAAGUCGAUUUGUUUCGGAGAAGCGUUCUCUCUCAGUUCUCAAAAUUGGUGGUUGCUCCAGUCUUGGUUUUCUUGAUCUAAGCUCUUCAAGCCUGUCGGUUCUUUGGCUAUCAGACCUUUGCUCCCUUUCAAAAUCGGUCAUAAACUGCUCUAAUAUGAGCGAGCUCUCACUGUGUUUCACACAGCAAAGUAACGAUUGUACUGAUCUGGUUGCUUUGAUGGAUGGCCUGGGUCGUAUGUGCCCUAACUUAAGAAAUAUGCACAUAUCAUCAAUUCAGUUAUCUAAUGAAGCUGUGUUUGCUCUAGAGAAUGCCAACCUAAGGGGCUUGUGCAUGCUGUCAUUGAUUCUUGGUUCAAAAAUAACAGAUGCAGCUGUUGCAUCUAUUGUUCGGUCUUGUGCAAGCUUGGAUUUACUUGAUUUAAGCGGAUCUAGCAUCAGUGAUAGUGGUGUUGGGAUGAUCUGCAAAGCGUUCCCUCAUACUCUAUCAAGGCUGCUCCUUGCUCUUUGCCCAAACAUUACCACAUGUGGAAUCCAGGUCGCAACAGCACAAUUGCCUCUUCUUCAGCUCAUGGACUGUGGAAUGAGUUUACGUUCCAACUCACAGAAUGAAAAACAGGGGGCUUAUUUUGGGGAAAUCAAUGGAAGGAUUAGAUUGUGCCCAAAACUACCCACUUUGAAAAAGCAACCAAUGCGACAAAAGCUUAUUAUAAAACAUGAUAAUUUGAAGAAGCUCAGUCUAUGGGGCUGUUCAGCUAUUGAUGCUUUGUAUGUGAAAUGUCCAGAGUUGAAUGAUCUCAAUCUCAACUCUUGUACAAAUCUACAUCCAGAGCGGUUGCUUCUUCAGUGCCCAAAUUUAAAGAAUGUGCAUGCAUUUGGGUGCCAAGAUAUGUUGAUUGGUGCAAUCAGAAACCAGAAACUGAUAAACCGAAAGAAUCUAAUGAAGCAAUGUGUAUCAACUGGAGUCUAGCAAGGAGUAAGCACUAAGCAGUGAAGCUGAAGGUGUAUAUGUUUGUCUACAGGCCCAAACAACAGAUACAUGAAGGUUACUAAUAGCAGGGGUGGAGCUUAUGGCCUAUGGGGGAGGGAAGUGAGGGUGGCUGCCAUGCCCCAGGCAUGAGUAUACAAUUCCUGUCCCUAGUUCCUUCACAGUAAACAAUGGUGUUGUGCUGCCAUUGACAAGCCGUGAGUUAGAAGCUGUCUCAGGAGGAAGUGGUCUAAUUUAUGGAGUUGGCAUCCAUUCGGACUGUGUGGACGUGACGCAUAUCAGGGCCAGCUACACUUUUGAUGGCGUGAAGUUGUUAAAUUUUAAAUGUGAUAUAUUUGGUUGCUUUUGUCAGUUCUUGAGAAUUUAGAAUUGAGCAGUCGUACUGUAGCAUGCAGAGAAACUUUUGGUGGUAGACUCUGAAAAGUUUGUAGUUAUAGUAUGAUGCUGUUAGCAAGCAAUAUUUUUUGAGACAGCAUAAUGUUAAAGCAGUUGGCAACCGGUUUAUUCAAGCUUGAUGUAUGUUACUGUAUACUUAACACAAGCACGAAGCAGAGUAUAAUUUGGAAAUUUGAAAA